Molecule: messenger RNA, 853 nt
Organism: Cyprinus carpio (common carp)
Lineage: Eukaryota; Metazoa; Chordata; Actinopteri; Cypriniformes; Cyprinidae
Product: fucolectin-5-like
Exons: 5
Coding region: 139-675 (178 amino acids)
Source: RefSeq, a predicted model, not a curated record
GUGGAGACUUGAGCUGCUAAGAGAAACACAAAUAAAAAGAGGGAUUUAUGGUAUAAGAGAGAGAGCAGAAGGGGAAACUCACACCCUCAUCAUAUCUGACCAUCACACGUAUCUGGUUAAUGGUCUUUAAAAAACAAGAUGGAAGGACUCUCUUAUCUGUUCUUACUUUUGGGUGUCUUUUCCAUUCAGGGAAGUUCAGAAAACUUGGAAGAGAAUUUGGCAUUAAAAGGAACGGCUGUACAGUCGAGCACAUUUUACACCUCUGAAGCUACAAAGGCCAUUGACGGCAUCAGAUACUCUCCUUCAGGUACACCCCAUCCAGACGAAACCUAUACAUACUGCUCCAUCACAUCAAACCAGCUCAACCCGUGGUGGAGGCUGGACCUGCUGGAUUAUUACGACAUUUACAACGUGACCAUCACCUACAGAGGCGACUGCUGUCUGGAGCAAACGACUGGAGUAGAGAUCCGCAUCGGAAACUCUCUGCUAAACAACGGCAACAACAAUCCCAGAUGUGCUGUCACUUCACUUGUUCCAGUAGGCAGUACUGUCAGUUUCUCUUGCGGUGGAAUGGAAGGUCGUUAUGUGAACAUGUACAUUCCUAACAUCCAGGUGUAUCUCACGCUGUGUGAGGUGGAGGUUUAUGGAACAGACUCUUGUGAAGACUUCAUAUGACCCAGCACCUGUGAGCAGAUGACGCCUACACUGUAAGGACUCCAGAUACAAAAUGAUGGCAUUUUCAUUGCUUUAAAGUGCACACAAAGUUAGCUUGAAUGCAUAUCUGGUAUUUCUAAAUACUAUAAUUUGAAUUAGAUUUCAACUGUUGUUUCUGAUAUAAGCUCCUAUAAAGACU